GAGACGCCGGCACCGCGCUGGGGUAGGAGCGGCGGCGGCGGCCGCAGCAGCAGCAGCAGCGGCAUCGGCAGCAGGUGCGCGGCCUGGACCCCAGCCGUUAGCGCGAGAGGAGGCGGUGCUAACUCGGGGACCCGAGACACCUGCAGCGGCCGCUAGCCUGGCGCCGGUGACAUUCUUGCGCCCAGUGUAGAACACAGAAACUGCAGCCAUGACCACCCACGUCACCCUGGAAGAUGCCCUGUCCAACGUGGACCUGCUGGAAGAGCUGCCCCUCCCAGACCAGCAGCCAUGCAUCGAGCCCCCGCCCUCCUCCAUCAUGUACCAGGCCAACUUUGACACGAACUUCGAGGACAGGAAUGCAUUUGUUACAGGCAUUGCAAGGUACAUUGAGCAGGCAACGGUCCAUUCCAGCAUGAAUGAAAUGCUGGAGGAGGGACAUGAGUAUGCCGUCAUGCUGUACACCUGGCGCAGCUGUUCCCGGGCCAUUCCCCAGGUGAAGUGCAAUGAGCAGCCCAACCGAGUGGAGAUCUAUGAGAAGACUGUGGAGGUGCUGGAACCGGAGGUCACCAAACUCAUGAAGUUCAUGUACUUCCAGCGCAAGGCCAUCGAGCGGUUCUGCAGCGAGGUGAAGCGUCUGUGCCACGCCGAGCGCAGGAAGGACUUUGUGUCCGAGGCCUACCUGCUGACCCUGGGCAAGUUCAUCAACAUGUUCGCCGUCUUGGACGAGCUGAAGAACAUGAAGUGCAGUGUCAAGAACGACCACUCUGCCUACAAGAGGGCGGCACAGUUCCUGAGGAAGAUGGCGGACCCCCAGUCCAUUCAGGAAUCGCAGAACCUCUCCAUGUUCCUGGCCAACCACAACAGGAUCACCCAGUGUCUCCACCAGCAACUGGAAGUGAUCCCUGGCUACGAGGAGCUGCUGGCGGACAUCGUGAACAUCUGCGUGGAUUACUACGAGAACAAGAUGUACCUGACCCCCAGUGAGAAGCACAUGCUCCUCAAGGUUAUGGGCUUUGGCCUCUACCUGAUGGAUGGAAAUGUCAGUAAUAUUUACAAACUGGAUGCCAAGAAGAGAAUCAACCUUAGCAAAAUUGAUAAGUUCUUUAAGCAGCUGCAGGUGGUGCCCCUGUUCGGCGACAUGCAGAUAGAGCUGGCCAGAUACAUUAAGACCAGUGCUCACUAUGAAGAGAACAAGUCCAAGUGGACGUGCACACAGAGCAGCAUCAGCCCCCAGUACAACAUCUGCGAGCAGAUGGUUCAGAUCCGGGAUGACCACAUCCGCUUCAUCUCGGAGCUGGCUCGCUACAGCAACAGUGAGGUGGUGACAGGUUCCGGGCUGGACAGCCAGAAGUCGGAUGAGGAGUACCGGGAGCUGUUCGACCUGGCCCUGCGGGGCCUUCAGCUGUUAUCCAAGUGGAGUGCCCAUGUCAUGGAGGUGUACUCCUGGAAGCUCGUUCACCCCACGGACAAGUUCUGCAACAAGGACUGCCCGGGCACCGCGGAGGAGUACGAGAGAGCCACGCGCUACAACUACACGAGCGAGGAGAAGUUCGCCUUCGUGGAGGUGAUCGCCAUGAUCAAGGGCCUGCAGGUGCUCAUGGGCAGGAUGGAGAGCGUCUUCAACCAAGCCAUCCGGAACACCAUCUAUGCCGCCCUGCAGGACUUCGCCCAGGUGACCCUGCGUGAGCCCCUGAGGCAGGCGGUGCGGAAGAAGAAGAACGUCCUCAUCAGUGUCCUGCAAGCAAUUCGGAAGACCAUCUGUGACUGGGAGGGAGGUCGAGAGCCCCCCAAUGACCCAUGCUUGAGAGGGGAGAAGGACCCCAAAGGCGGAUUUGACAUCAAGGUGCCCCGGCGUGCCGUGGGGCCAUCCAGUACACAGCUGUACAUGGUGCGCACCAUGUUGGAGUCACUCAUCGCAGACAAAAGUGGCUCCAAGAAGACCUUGAGGAGUAGCCUGGACGGACCCAUCGUCCUCGCCAUAGAGGACUUCCACAAACAGUCCUUCUUCUUCACGCACCUGCUCAACAUCAGUGAGGCCCUGCAGCAGUGUUGCGACCUCUCCCAGCUCUGGUUCCGAGAAUUCUUCCUGGAGUUAACCAUGGGCCGGCGGAUCCAGUUCCCCAUCGAGAUGUCCAUGCCCUGGAUUCUAACGGACCAUAUCCUGGAAACCAAAGAACCUUCCAUGAUGGAGUAUGUCCUCUAUCCCUUGGACCUGUACAACGACAGCGCCUACUAUGCCUUGACCAAGUUUAAAAAGCAGUUCCUGUACGAUGAGAUUGAAGCCGAGGUGAACCUGUGUUUUGAUCAGUUUGUCUACAAGCUGGCGGACCAGAUCUUCGCUUACUACAAAGCCAUGGCUGGCAGUGUCCUGCUGGACAAACGCUUCCGAGCUGAGUGUAAGAAUUAUGGAGUCAUCAUCCCGUACCCACCGUCCAACCGCUAUGAGACGCUGCUGAAACAGAGACACGUCCAGCUGUUGGGCAGAUCAAUUGACUUGAACAGGCUCAUUACGCAGCGCAUAUCUGCCGCCAUGUAUAAAUCCUUGGACCAGGCCAUCAGCCGCUUUGAGAGUGAGGACCUGACCUCCAUUGUGGAGCUGGAGUGGCUGUUGGAGGUUAACCGCCUCACGCACCGGCUGCUCUGCAAGCACAUGACUCUGGACAGCUUCGAUGCCAUGUUCCGGGAGGCCAAUCACAACGUGUCGGCUCCCUACGGCCGCAUCACCCUGCACGUCUUUUGGGAGCUGAACUUUGACUUCCUCCCCAACUACUGCUACAAUGGAUCCACAAACCGUUUUGUCCGAACUGCCAUUCCUUUCACCCAAGAACCACAGAGAGACAAACCUGCCAAUGUCCAGCCUUACUACCUCUAUGGAUCCAAGCCCCUCAACAUCGCCUACAGCCACAUCUACAGCUCUUAUAGGAACUUCGUGGGGCCUCCUCACUUCAAGACCAUCUGUAGACUCCUGGGUUACCAGGGCAUCGCCGUGGUUAUGGAGGAACUGCUGAAAAUCGUCAAGAGUUUGCUCCAAGGAACCAUUCUCCAGUAUGUGAAGACCCUGAUCGAGGUGAUGCCCAAGAUAUGCCGCCUGCCCCGGCACGAGUACGGCUCCCCAGGGAUCCUGGAGUUCUUCCACCACCAGCUGAAGGACAUCAUCGAGUACGCAGAGCUCAAAACAGACGUGUUCCAGAGCCUGAGGGAGGUGGGCAAUGCCAUCCUGUUCUGCCUCCUCAUAGAGCAAGCGCUGUCUCAGGAAGAAGUCUGUGAUCUGCUCCAUGCUGCACCUUUCCAAAACAUCUUGCCCAGAGUCUACAUCAAGGAGGGAGAACGACUAGAAGUCCGGAUGAAACGCCUGGAAGCCAAGUAUGCCCCACUUCACCUGGUGCCCCUGAUUGAGCGCCUGGGGACGCCCCAGCAAAUUGCCAUUGCUCGGGAAGGUGACCUGCUGACCAAGGAGCGGCUGUGCUGUGGCCUGUCCAUGUUCGAGGUCAUCCUGACCCGCAUUCGAAGCUACUUGCAGGACCCCAUCUGGCGGGGCCCGCCACCCACCAACGGCGUCAUGCAUGUGGACGAGUGCGUGGAGUUCCACCGGCUGUGGAGUGCCAUGCAGUUCGUCUACUGCAUCCCCGUGGGGACCAACGAGUUCACAGCUGAGCAGUGUUUUGGAGAUGGCUUGAACUGGGCUGGCUGCUCCAUCAUCGUCCUGUUGGGCCAGCAACGUCGCUUUGACCUGUUCGACUUCUGCUACCACCUGCUGAAAGUCCAGAGGCAGGACGGGAAGGACGAGAUCAUUAAGAAUGUGCCCCUGAAGAAGAUGGCUGACCGGAUCAGGAAGUACCAGAUCUUGAACAAUGAGGUUUUUGCCAUCCUGAACAAGUACAUGAAAUCUGUGGAGACAGACAGUUCUACUGUGGAGCAUGUGCGCUGCUUUCAGCCACCCAUCCACCAAUCCCUGGCCACCACCUGCUAGGCAGAUGUGCUGCAGACCUCCACCUGGAGGAGGAGGAGAAGCAGGAGAGGGGACAAUGGUCAGCCUGCAACGGGGUCCAACUGGAAAGUGUGUGGGGUGGACCUGAAAGCAAAUAAGAACCUCCCCAAGCACGUUUGCACCACUCCCAGGGACUGGGCUCGUGCAUGCUCUCCCAUGACAUCUCCAUGGUGGGUUCCAUUGUGUAAAUGAAAAACAAACAAAAAAAACAGGGCAGUGUGUGCUUUCUUUUUGUUUUUCCCUCAACUGUAUUUCGGAACUCCUACUUUUGUCCUUUCUCCAUCCCACCAUCCCCACCAUCUGUGGUUGCUUCCCAAGACCUCCCCGGCAAGCUCGUGCCCUCCUUCUCAGCACCCCCAGGACUGAAGUCUUAGAGACCAAGAAAAGAGUGUGGCCACAUCAGAGGUGUGUGGGCCUGGUCUGACGGUGGUGCAAUAGGGUCCUGGUUUCUUUAGCUCUUCUGGCUCCUCUCCUUCCAGUUCCCUGGUGGCACCUCCUCCUACUCUACAUGUUAGGAAUUCCCCCACCUAGGGUAUGCUUGGACCAGGUGCCAAGAGCCGCAGAGAACCAGGAAGAGGGCCCUGGUGUGGCAUGACGACAGAUGGUGUUAGCUCUGGCUUUUCAUAGGCUUCCCCAAACCCCUUCCCAACUCUCCCAUCUCAGAGAAGUCCCAGAGAAAAGCCAGACGUACUUCCACAAUUGUCUCCUACUGAGGUGGAGACUGGAUUAGGAAAGUAGUCAGGGCUGCUAUGUGGAAGCAGUAUCUCUGAACACAGCCAGGAAUUCCAAAGCCCCAAACAGAAAGCUCUUAGGGCAUCUCAUCAACUCAAGGGUGAGAUGGCUCCUUUCUUCUUUAAGCAAUUACUCAGCACUGGGCCACACAGGGUGAUGGACAUUGGGCAUGCAACACUGAACGAAUCAGCCAUGGUACCACCCACAGCAUUAGCCAGUGACCAAAUUAGUGACCACUUCUUGCCACAGAAUCUCUCAAAAGAAAAUUCCCACAAGAGAGAAAACAUUUCGGGGUUAUUGCAGCAGAAGCCAAAAUCAUCUUGAGAAUUAAGAGGUUAGGAGUAAAAAUCCUACUUGAUAACAAGCCUUUAAUUCCAAGAUGUACCCCAAAGAGAAGUCCUGUUUUAGGGAGUCAGAAUGCCCACUUGUCCUAGCUGCUGAAAGAUUCUUGGAACAUUUUAUCUUUUGCAUUCAGUCUCCUGUUCUCUUAAUGUUCCUCAAGUUAGAUUUUGAGGUACAGAUUCUCACAGGGGUAUAUUUAUUUCCAUUUUCCCCGACUGAACCAAAACUUUCUACAGUCUCUCUCAUCAAGUGUGGCGAGUCCUUCAAAGAGCAGAACCUUGGGGAUGCCCAGGUCUCAAUACAGAGCACAUCAUCUCUAAAGAGCACCUGUGGCCCUGAGCUUCUGAGAACAUAUAAAGUAGGACAUUUAAUGUCCUCAGUCCAAGGAGGAAGACGGAGAAAAUGCAAAGAACAAUAAAGAUCCCCCCUGUCCUAUAGAAGAUGAAUGGACAUGGUUAAAAUGGUCCAUUUUUAACCGCUCAGGAAGAACAAAGGAAAUGUCCAUUACCAGAGUUUGUAACAUGUACUCAUUUGAGUACAGAUUUAGGACCUCGGCAUUCUCCACAAGCUAGCCGAGUUAUACUGGUGCACGUUGAAGUUUGAGAACCACUGCAGUAAAGAAACCAUUCUGUCAGCCUUGGACUUUGAGCUACCUCUGAGCCAAUGGAAAAAAAAAACACAUUUAUAGUUUGGGAAGGUGGUUUGAAAUACAAGCUGGCAAAUCCUUCUAUCUGGUACUGCCGCUUCCUGUUCCAAUUUCUUCUUUUCUCUUGACAACCGUGAAUGAAUCCCAGAGGCAGGAGAGAGAGGUUAUACCACAUGGCAGGACUUCGUGAUAGAACACACCUUCAAAACCCGCUUAGAAUCUCUAGGCUCCAGAACCUUUCAAAUCCUCUGUCCUGUUUGGGAACAGUAGUUGGCUCUCUCUUUCAGAUAGACGAUUAGCUUUUACGUUCUGCCGUUCAUUCUAAGUCCUUAGCCAUUGCUUGCAGAGAUCUGGCCCAUCCAUUGAAUGAGACUGCUAGUUCAACAACUCAUCUCUCCCACCCUACUUUAAUAACACUGAAGUUUACCCUCUGGGAAGAGUCACUUUAUCCUCAAGAUAUUUGACCCUAGUAAAUUGAGGUCUUUCCUUUCAGAAGAGAUUCCCUUUCCUCAGCUCGCCAGCAGUACCUGUUUAUGAACACUGGACAAGUUCAAUAUUUUUUCCUCCCUACUAUUGUUACUGUCCCUCUUUUGAUUUUUUAAAAUGUGUCUAAAAACCAAGAAUAAAAAAGCUUAGAUUUUAACAAGUUUUAAGAAAUUCUGUCAGAAACUGUCAGAUGUACCAUAUUUGUAUUAAGAGUUGUUGGGGAUUUUUGUACAAUGAAUUUACAUUUAUUUAUGGUGACUUAUAUUUACGCUUGUGAUCAAAUAAUGUUAAAUUCUUAAAUCAUAUUUGCUAUGCAGCUGAAGAUGAUAUUUUGGUUUGUAUUUUGGGGGUACCUGUGUUGAGUUGAUAAACAUUUUCAUCUCCAUUAAAACUGCUUCCAAACUAGUAAAACUA
Molecule: messenger RNA, 6608 nt
Organism: Marmota flaviventris (yellow-bellied marmot)
Lineage: Eukaryota; Metazoa; Chordata; Mammalia; Rodentia; Sciuridae
Gene: Cyfip2
Product: cytoplasmic FMR1 interacting protein 2
Biological process (GO): regulation of actin filament polymerization
Molecular function (GO): small GTPase binding
Source: RefSeq, a predicted model, not a curated record